Molecule: messenger RNA, 2883 nt
Organism: Aureobasidium namibiae CBS 147.97
Lineage: Eukaryota; Fungi; Ascomycota; Dothideomycetes; Dothideales; Saccotheciaceae
Product: Coatomer, beta subunit
Exons: 4
Coding region: 1-2883 (960 amino acids)
Biological process (GO): intracellular protein transport; intra-Golgi vesicle-mediated transport; endoplasmic reticulum to Golgi vesicle-mediated transport
Cellular component (GO): COPI vesicle coat; cytoplasm
Molecular function (GO): structural molecule activity
Source: RefSeq, a predicted model, not a curated record
AUGGCGACUUUUCUCGACAAUGCAUACAGCUUGGUCCACCAAGACAACACGGCCGACCAGCCCUCGCAGCAGGACCUCAAGAACCAGCUGGAAAAGGGUACCGAUGAGACCAAGCAAGAGACCAUGAAGCGCAUCUUGACAAUCAUGCUCAACGGCGACCCAAUGCCCCAACUACUCAUGCACAUCAUCCGUUUUGUCAUGCCGUCCAAGAGCAAGGCCCUGAAGAAGCUGCUAUACAUGUACUACGAGGUCUGCCCCAAGCAUGACGCUGGCGGCAAGUUGAAGCAAGAGAUGAUUCUGGUUUGUAACGGUAUCCGCAUGGACCUGCAGCACGCCAACGAGUACAUUCGCGGCAACACUCUUCGUUUCCUCUGCAAGCUUCGCGACGCCGAGCUCAUCGAGCCCCUUCUUGCCCCUGCUCGUCAAUGUCUAGAACACCGUCACUCAUACGUUCGCAAGAAUGCCGUCUUCGCCAUUGCUUCCAUCUACCAACACAACGAGGCCCUCAUGCCCGAUGCUCCCGAGCUUCUCCAAGCUUUCCUCGAGUCCGAAAGUGACGCUACUUGCAAGAGAAACGCUUUCGCUGCUCUGAUCUCUAUCAGCCAUGAUCAGGCUCUCGAGUACCUGAGUUCCGUCUUCGAGGGCAUCCCCAACGCUGACGAACUGCUUCAACUUGUUGAGCUAGAGUUCAUUCGCAAGGAUGCAGUCACUAAUUCUCAAAACAAGGCACGCUAUCUUCGUCUGAUCUUCGACCUUCUCGAGGCCAAGGAAUCCACCGUCGUCUACGAGGCCGCAUCUUCGCUCACAGCCCUUACCGGCAACCCCGUCGCAGUCAAGGCAGCCGCUGCCAAAUUCAUCGAGCUGAGCAUCAAAGAGUCGGAUAACAACGUCAAGCUCAUUGUCCUGGAAAAGGUCAACCAGCUGCGUCGCGUCAACGAAGGCAUUCUCGACGACUUGACCAUGGAGAUCUUACGCGUGCUGUCUAGUCCCGAUCUCGAUGUCCGUAGAAAGGCUCUCAGCAUUGCCAUGGACAUGGUCUCGAGCAAGAACGUUCAGGAGGUCGUUUUGCUUCUCAAGAAAGAAUUGUCCAAGACAGUCGACGAGCAAUACGAGAAGAACAACGAGUACCGUUCUUUGCUCAUCCACUCCAUCCACCAGUGCGCCAUCAAGUUCUCCGAGGUCGCAGCCAGUGUUGUUGGUUUGUUGAUGGACUUUAUCGCCGACUUCAACAACGCUUCCGCGGUCGAUGUCAUCCAAUUCGUCAAGGAGGUCGUCGAGAAGUUCCCCAAGCUCAGGGGUGCAAUUGUUGGACGUCUGGUCUCCACCCUCAGCGAAGUCCGUGCUGGUAAAGUCUACCGUGGCUCUCUUUGGAUCAUUGGAGAGUACUCUCUGGAAGCCAACGACAUCCGCGAAGCCUGGAAGCACAUUCGCGCAAGUCUGGGAGAGAUUCCUAUCCUCGCUUCUGAACAGCGCCUUCUCGAGGAACAACCCGACGGCGAGCUCAACCUGGCCGAUCAAGUCAAUGGUAACUCGAAGGCUGCCCCCUCAGGCUCACGAAAGGUUCUCGCCGAUGGCACAUACGCGACCGAGAGUGCUCUAACCAGUCAAUCUGCUGUCAAGGCCAAGCUGGAAGCAGUCAAGGCUGCACAAAAGCCCCCAUUGAGGCAGCUCAUUCUCGAUGGUGACUACUACCUUGCCAGUGUUCUUGCGUCUACUUUGACCAAGCUUGUGAUGCGACACAGCGAGAUCUCGGAAGACCAAGCUAGAACAAACGCUCUCCGUGCUGAGGCUAUGCUCAUCAUGAUUUCCAUCAUUCGUGUUGGACAAUCGCAAUUCGUCAAGCAUCCUAUUGACGAAGACUCAAUCGAUCGCAUCAUGUCCUGUGUCAGAUCACUGGCAGAGUUUGCUCAGAAGCGUGAGCUCGAAAACGCCUUCCUCGACGACACCAGGAAAGCGUUCAGGGAUAUGGUUAAUGUUGAGGAAAAGAAGCGUGCCGAGAAGGAUGCUCUAAGCAAAGCCAAGAACGCGAUCCAGGUUGAUGAUGUGGUUUCCAUCCGCCAACUCAGUAAGAAGAACGCCGUCGAUGGCGCCGACGAGAUCCAACUUGACCUAGAAAAGGCUACUGGUGGUGACUCUGCAACAGAAGAUCUCAGCUCCAAACUCAGCCGUGUGGUGCAGCUUACUGGCUUCUCGGAUCCUGUCUACGCCGAGGCAUAUGUUCAAGUUCACCAAUUCGACAUCAUCCUUGACGUUUUGCUCGUCAACCAGACUCAGGACACUUUGCAGAAUCUUUCAGUAGAGUUUGCUACUCUGGGUGAUCUGAAGGUUGUCGAGAGACCCACAACGCAAAACUUGUCACCACUGGAUUUCCUUAAUGUUCAGGCCACCAUCAAGGUAUCUUCCACAGACACUGGCGUCAUCUUCGGAAACGUCGUAUAUGAGGGCGCUUCAUCAACGGACCAGAAUGUCGUCAUUUUGAACGACGUCCAUGUCGACAUUAUGGAUUACAUUCAACCAGCUCAAUGCACAGAGACACAAUUCAGAACCAUGUGGACUGAAUUUGAGUGGGAGAACAAGGUCAACAUCAACACCAAGAUGCCAGCUGGCAAGGGUCUACGCGACUUUUUGAAGGGACUGAUGAAGGUCACAAAUAUGAGCUGUCUAACACCGGAUGCCAGUCUCAGUGGAGAUUGUCAGUUCUUGAGUGCGAAUCUCUAUGCGAGAAGCGUUUUCGGCGAGGAUGCGUUGGCCAAUCUCAGUGUUGAGCAAGAAGGUGAUGAUGGUCCCGUCACCGGGUUUGUGCGGAUAAGAAGCAGAUCGCAGGGACUGGCUCUCAGUCUCGGCUCACUCAAGGGCUUGAACAAGAUUGGCGACUAUGUUUGA